This is a messenger RNA of Hippoglossus stenolepis (Pacific halibut), 4303 nucleotides long. Its product is annotated as protein mono-ADP-ribosyltransferase PARP15. NCBI's taxonomy places the organism in Eukaryota, Metazoa, Chordata, Actinopteri, Pleuronectiformes, Pleuronectidae. The record is from RefSeq and is a predicted model, not a curated record. The transcript has 16 exons. Gene Ontology annotation, biological process: negative regulation of gene expression. Gene Ontology annotation, molecular function: transcription corepressor activity; NAD+ poly-ADP-ribosyltransferase activity. The coding region runs from base 50 to 3553 and encodes 1167 amino acids. Gene Ontology annotation, cellular component: nucleus; cytoplasm.
AAGAGAACAGCGAUAGAGUACUCACCUGUGUUCAGAGUUGUGGUUUAAAAUGGACGAAUAUCAAUAUCCAUUGUUCUUUGAAGCCAAAGGUCUGACAGACACAGAGAUGAAGAAGGUCAGUACAUACUUUCAGAUAAGACGAGUUUCUGGGGGAGGUGACUGUGCCGCAAUUCAAGCCAUCGGAGGUGAUAUCUACAAAAUCUGCUUCAAGGACAAAGAAGACCAGGAAAGAGUUUUGCAGAAGAAGCUUCACAUGGUCUCUUUACCUUCCGGAGAACGACAUCUGACCAUGAGCCAAACCGAUUCAUCACAGAAACCUGAUCAGCCGUCGACACCGAUGUUUACAAAACCAAACACAAAAGAAAGACAAAUGCGCAGGUUUGACCCAGAACUUCAAAUCCAGGCCCCCACGCAAGAAAGUCUGAACUUACCAUUUCCUGAACUGGUUGACUGUUUGGAUGAAGUCUUACAGCUGAUUGGCUUGAAACACACGAAAGUGAUGCUAAAAACCUCAACUACCCCAAAUCCUUGUGUGCUCCUGUCUGGUCCCCGUUGUCACGUAGAUGAGGUGAAGCAGGCCCUGACCUCGGCUCUGUCCCGCCUGACAUCAGACACACUAGUUCUAGAUGGACCAGGGGCUCAGCAGUACUUCCAGGCAGAGGGAAAAAUAUGCAAAGAUCUCAUACAGAGUUCCUCUCAGGUCCUUAUCAGGGAACAUCAGGGUGUGAACUCCCCGGAUGUGAGGAUCAGCAGCCCAGUCCCCAGCCUCACACCCAGGCCUUCAGAUGAAAGAUCUUGCCUCACCCCUGUCGAGAACAUUGCAGCCAACCAAACAAACCUGCAGAUUAAGUUUGGCAUGUUGGAGGAUCAACAGGUGAACGUGUUGGUGGUUCCCAUGCUCCACAAAAAGCUGACUUCAACUAAAGUGGGAAAGAAUCUGUUGACCAAAGCAGGGAACACACUGCAGUCAAACUUUGAUGCCGCUACUGCAAAUUGUACCGUCAACCCUGGAGAUGUUCUGCAGGUCGCUGCGCCUGCAUCUCUUGGCUGCAACAAGCUCUUCUUCAUUGAGUGUUUGCCCUGGGAUGGAUUCAGAGGGCAGAGUGUGCAGGCUCUGAGAAAUGGUCUGAAGAGAUGUUUGGACCUCUGUGUGCAGCAGGAAUUGAGUUCAGUUGCCGUUCCAGUGAUUGGACCUGGAAUCGCGUUAGGUUACCCGCUCUGUGCCGCCAUUGAAGCUCUGACUGAGAGCAUUUACCAGUUUGGAUCAUCGGGAUUCAUCGGUUCACUCUCCAACAUCUAUGUGGUCAUUAAACCUCGUUAUCCGGACUCUGAGUGCUACCAUGAUGUCUACAGAUCACUCAGCUUAAAUAUGAAGCAGGGAGGCCAAGUAAUCUUCAGGUCCACCCCCGAUGUCCUCACUCUGAUGGUCGUAGCUGGGGUCAGACUACACGUGGUGUUCGGUGACAUCACUCAUGAGACUACUGACGCAAUUGUGAACUCGACAAACUUCAAACAUUUUCCUAACUAUGGUGUUUGCAAAGACAUUCUAGCUGUAGCUGGACCAGCGGUGACGGCCCAAGUGAAAGCGGCAAAAGUGAUCAGAGGAUCAAUUUUCCAGACCGAGGGAGGAUCAUUCCCUUGCAAAGCCAUUUUACAUGUGCGUGGACUAAAAGACGCAGGCCUCAUUGAGAGUCUGGUGUGUGACCUGAUUCUACUUUGUGAGUCCUCUGGAUACAGGUCCAUAGCCAUUCCUGCCAUCUGUGCCGGACAAGGUGGAAUGGGCGCUGGUGUUGUAGCGCAGGCCAUUCUCCGAGGGGUUAAAACUGCUGCAUCGUCCACUCCCUUACGCUGCGUCACUGACAUCCGACUCGUCCUGAUUGACGAAAAAGUCUUCUUGCUCUUCAAAGAGGAGGCGUUGCAGGUGUUUUCCACUGAUGUGGUCGACAGAGACUUCACUCUCCCUCUGUACUGGGACAACAUGGCUGCCGGGGAGGAUAUGAAGGUGGUUACCCUGCAGGAGUCCUCCGCAGAGUACCGAUCAGUGGAGGAGGCCUUCAGACGAACUGGUUCCAGGAGCACGAUAACGAUCAAGCAUUUGCAGAAUGUCCACCUGCGUCGGGCCUAUGAAGCGCAGAGGAAACACAUUUCUGAUAAGAAUGCACACGUGGGCGCCGCAGUGGAAAAGGUUCUCUACCACGGGACGACCCAGGACAACUGUGACUCCAUCAUGAAAACGGGGUUCAACCGGAGAUUUGCUGGACAAAACGUGUCACUGCCUCAUGAACAACAGAACCCACAAAGGUCUGUGACCACCAAACCCAGUAUCCUCAGUACCAGCUUCGAGACUCAGCAGUCUGUCUUCCUGUUACUGGGUCUUUGUGGUAAGAACGUCUCAGAUGCCAAGAUGAAGCUGAAGCAACUGUAUCAGGAUCAGUGCUUGACUCAUACCUUCACGGCCGAGGAGGUGGGAAGCCUCUCAGAGGACGACAUCAUGCGUCUGCAGCAGCUGGUGUAUAAGGAGGGUCUGCAGAUUCAGUCUGGCCAGGGCAACAUGACUGUGAGCGGGUUAAAAGAUGGGGUGAACAGUGUGAUGCAGAUGAUUAAAGAAUCUCAGUUAAGCAGCCUCAGGAGACAGGUAAUAGUCAGGGAGGAGGAGGAUUUGCAAAGUCGUGUGGCCUGGUGCAUCCUGGGAAGUAGCGGCAACUGGGAGAGACUUCCCAAAACAGCCAAUCACAGACUGGAACAUAACAACCUAGUGGGAGACAUAAUGGAUGAACAGAGCGACCAGUGGACCGUGGAUCUACAGAAGAUGGAGGCCACAAGACAAGUAACUGGAGAGACAAGAAAAAUAAAACGACUUGAGAAUCUGCCGGACUUCACUCUCCCUCUGUACUGGGACAACAUGGCUGCCGGGGAGGAUAUGAAGGUGGUUACCCUGCAGGAGUCCUCCGCAGAGUACCGAUCAGUGAAGGAGGCCUUCAGACGAACUGUUCCCAGGGGCAGGAUAAAGAUCGAGCGCUUGCAGAAUGUCCACCUGCGUCGGGCCUAUGAAGCGCAGAGGAAACACAUUUCUGAUAAGAAUGCACACGUGGGCGCCGAAGUGGAAAAGGUUCUCUACCACGGGACGACCAAAGAAAACUGUGAUGCGAUCAUGAAAACGGGGUUCAACCGGAGAUUUGCUGGACAAAACGCAACUCACUAUGGUGAAGGAACCUACUUUGCCGUAAAGGCCAGCUACUCAGCCCAGCACAAAUACGCCAUGCCAACCGACGACGGCUCACAGCUAAUUUUUGUGGCUCAAGUCCUGACCGGCAUCUACACUGAGGGCAAAAGUGACAUGAAGGUGCCUCCUCCUCGCGACAUCCUGCUGCCACAUGACCGCUACGACAGCGUGGUGGAUAGAAUGGACAACCCCGGCAUGUACGUUGUGUUCCAUGACAACCAAGCGUACCCAGACUACCUCGUCACCAUCCUGGGCACGCCCAUGCCGCUGCGGGGGCAGGACUGGCUGGCGCAGCUGCAAAGGGUUAUAAAGCUGAGAAAGUUACAGUGAGCCAGUUCCAAACACCGUCAGCAGUGUUUGCAUCUCGUCGCGGUCACAUAACCUGUUAAUCAGCUGAUAUCUCUCCUCUGUUCCUUUUAAUGUCUAGAGUCUCAGAUCAAUGCAGCCCUCUGACAGCAGCAACCCCCUCAACAGCAAAUUGUAGCUUUGAGUUAUGUCGGCAUAUGAGCCUUUUUCCAUGUGCCCCUUUUGAAAUUUGAGCACCUGCCCCUCUAAAGGUCUCUGCACGGCCCUGUUCAGGCGACUGUGAGGGAAAGCUUAUGUAUUUUGCACUUUAACUGUAGAAUAAUGGUUUUGGGGUUUUUCAUUUCUUCAGUGAGGAAUUAUGAGUGAUUUGGAGUUUGUUUUUAAAGCCACAGUUUUUAUAUGUGAAUCUAAGCCUCAAUAAAAGAUGUUAAAUCACUGAUGGUGCCACUGUGAAGUUUCAGAUGUUGUAAAAAAAAGCAACACGACAACUUGCAUUCAUGCGCAGUCAUUGGGAAUGAAAUGGAAAACUCCACUGACCAUUGCUGUGACCUUGUGGCCUUAUUCGGUAAUGUUUUCUUCCAACUGCUACAGUGGACGGACACAGCAGAUAGACACAGAUGAUGAUUUCCUGUCUUUUAUUUGAUUUUAUGUUUCCUGAAACGCUUCUAUGUAUAAGUACUGGCUUUUUUCGACUUUGGGGCAGUUCCACUUUGGGCACCCGUGCUUGUUGUAUAACCUCUGCAGCGCUUACUAUUAAAAAAGACUCAAAGGCAA